AAAUGGAGACGGAUGUGUCCGAGGUCGGCAACGCCUUUUCAGUAGAAGACAUGACUCUGGACCCAGACCUGAAUGACCCUGACAACUAUGGCGUCCCAGACCCCGGGCUGCUCGAAGAACGUGGUGAGCCGGCCUGGCCCUCACCCAGGCGCCAUGUCAGCCGGAUCCCAAAGCGCCUCGGGCAGCCCCGCACCCACCGGGCCCUCCGGGCUGGGGCCCGGGCCGCACGUGGCGAGCUGUCGUUCACGAAGCUGGUCCCGAAGCUUUUCCUGAGGAGCUCCUGGCGGAGAGGCACGGCCCCCAGCGCCCGCGCCCGCGCCCGCCUGCUGUGGCUGCUGCUGCGGAGAAGCCUCCGAAACGUCGUGGAAAAGGAGAAGCGGUCCGAGCUGCGCGUGGCUCGCCUGACGCACGGACUGGAGCCGCUGCGCCGCCUGGAGGUGGCGGCCGGGCUGCGCUCGGUGGCGCAGGACCCCGCGGGGAGACGCUUUGUGGUGCUGGACGGGGCGGGCUGCCUGCACCUGCACCGAGAGGACGGCUGGGCUCUCGGGACGCUGCCGGCCCCCGUGGCACUCACGGGGCUGGUGGCUGUGCGGGGCCCGCUGGGCUCCAUGAGCCGCUUCGUGGGCUGGGGCCCCGCAGGGCUGGCCAUCCUAAAGCCAGACCUCAGCCUGCUGUGGCUGAGUGAGCCGAGAGCGGGUCGGCCGCCCCGCCGCGAGCCCAUCUGCUGCCUGCCGGUGCCGGACCUGCGCCUGCUGCUGGUAGCGGAGGCGGGCGGAGGCCUGGCGCUCUGGAAGUUCCGUUUAGAGGGUCGCUGCCUGUUGCCUUGCGGGCCCUCGCUGCAGCCCCAGUUAAGCUGCGCUGGUGCCCUCACGCGCCUGGCUCUGGGGCCCCUGACUCCCAACUACAUCCCUCGCUGCUUCGCGGCCUAUGGCUCGGCUGUGCUCACCUUCGAUCUGCGCACCUGGACUGUCACAGACGUGCGCCAGGAUCUCCACAAAACCACCAUCUCUGACCUGGCGUACUGCGGGGAGAUGGAGGCCAUGGUGACAGCUUCCCGAGACAGCACAGUGAAGGUGUGGGGGGCCGACUGGCAGAUCCGGAUGGUGUUCGUGGGCCACACAGGCCCGGUGACAGCUAUGGCCGUGCUCCCCAACACGACCCUGGUGCUGUCCGCCUCUGGGGAUGGGACGCUCCGCACGUGGGACCUGCAGGCGGUGGCUCAGGUGGGCGAAGUGAUGCUGAGCUACUGGGGCCAGAGCACGCGGUCAGAGAGCGUGAACCAGCUGCUGGCGCCCGCCAGCCCCGGCUGGCCGGUGCUCUCCGUGCGCGCGGGCAGCGUGGAGCUGUGGUGCCUGCGCGAGCUAUACUCACCGUUGGCGCAGCUCUCCGCACCCAUCCUGCACCUGCAGGUGGCGCCCGAGCUGCCCCUGUCCCCAUACCUGCCCGCUCGCCUCGUGUGCGCCUGCACCGAUGGCUCCGUCUACCUGGUGAACCCCGAGACGGGGCGCACAGUGAGCGCGCUGCUGCUCGGGCCUGAGGACUGCGCCGCCGCCGUGGCCUACUGCCUGCCGCGCGAGGUGCUGUGGCUGCUGACGCGCGCCGGGCACCUGGUGCGGGCCAACGCGGCGUGCAGCCCCAUGCGCCUGCUGCUCCGCAAGAGCCCGCUGCCGCGCCCGGCGCCCCGGCCCUGCUGCCUGCACCUCUACAGCCACCUCACUGACCCAAGGAGCGCGUUCUCCAGCUGGGAGACGGUGCGCCAGCACAAAGGUGAGGUGGGCCACAGCGACAUCCGAACCUGGAAGGAGAAGAACAGGUACCUGCCCCUGGUGGGGCACACGGACGGCACCUUGUCAGUGCUCAGCUGGCACACACUGGAGCCCGUCUUCCACACAGAGGCGCACAGCCCGGGUCCGGUCACUGCCAUCGCAUCGACCUGGAACAGCGUCGUGUCCUCCGGCGGGGACUUGACAGUGAAGAUGUGGCGUAUGUUCCCCUACUCGGAAGAGAGCCUGAGCCCACUACGCACCUUCUCCUGCUGCCACCCCGCCCUGGCGCUGUGCGCGCUCCGGAAGAACAUUAUGGUGGCCUUCGAGGAUCCCGACAGCGCCACCUACGGGCUGGUGCAGUUUGGCCUGCGCAGCAGCCAGCGCUAUGACCACCGGCCCCAGGACGACCACUUGGACCACAUCACUGGCCUGUGCUGCUGCCCCACACUCAAGCUGUACGCCUCCUCCAGCCUGGACUGCACCAUGCGGAUCUGGACCACAGAGAACCGCCUCCUGCGACUCCUGCAGCUGAAUGGAGCGCCUCAGGCUCUGACCUUCUCCAGCAACAAUGGGGACCUGGUGCUAGCCCUGGGCUCCCGCCUCUGCCUGGUAUCCCACAGGCUCUACCUGCCCACAACCUACCUGGUUAAGAAGCUGUGCCAGAAGCCCCCCGAUGGGUUCGAUGACCUCCCCCUGCCGCUGACCACCCAGGAGUCGCUGACUUCAGUCCAGCUGCAGAGGCUGGCCAGCCUGCAUGGGGUGGCCAGCCUCAGUUCAGCCAGCAGGCCUGCUGAGCCAACCUGGAGACUCCCACCCAGCUGCCCUGGCUCAAGGUCUGGCUGUGUGCCCCCAGUGUCCCAGCACGAAGUCCCGGGGCUCCCAGGCCCCUGGGGCCACCUCAAGCCUGUCCCAGCCCUGGCACCCCCCCCCCCCCGCCUCCUGUGCCCCCUCAGGGGCCUGGCCACCCUCCUGAAUGACUGUCCCGGCCUCAGUCCAGUCCCGCUUAGUGUACCUCCUAUCAUCUCUGUCUGCAGCUCGGCCUUGUCUUUCAUCCGCCACUGGACGGCAGUACCUCAGCAGCCACUCUUGAAGGAGGACCUGGAACCCUUAUUAGCCCGGGACCAAGACCUUCAACAGCUGAGACGGGGGCAAGUGGUACCAGCAGCCCCGGCCCCGCUCUCCUGGAAGCAGCAGCUGGAGGCCUUUGACAACUACUUGUAUCUGGUCUACGGCCCAGCCCUGCUGGGCAUGCAUCCCAGGACAGAGUCCCAGCAGUGGACCAGCAUGGCCAUCACAGUGGAGAAGAACGGGGAUGUGUCCACCCUGCCGGGUGUCACCCCCAGUCUGGCGAAGGCCGGGGUCUGCACUCACUCUCCCAAAAUGCUGCCUCCACGGGACCGGGGGGCCCUGAGCCGGCGCUUCCCCCACCCUCCCCGAGUCACCCUGCCCAUCCCACGCACCCACCAGCGGGAACACAGCAGGGCAUCCCAGCUGCUGGCCCACUCCUCCCUGAGCUCCCUCCUGGGUCUCAGCAUGGACCUGCAGCUGCAGUCGGAGCAGCUCCGACAGGAGACGCCUGCAGCCCCAGAAGCACCGUCUUCCCACCUGAAGCACAGGGUCCCGCUGCUGCUGGAAAGGCGGCCCCAAGAGCUCCUCUCCGACCUCGGGGGCUUCUUUCCCGCCUCUGUUCAGCACUACAAGAACCUGCAGAGACCCAUCCGCUUCCCAGGCUGGGUCCCCAACUCCGUGGCGCUGCAGCAGAUGUGGCUGCCCCAGGAGGUCAGCGGCCUGGGGCACCUCCCUCAGCUGACCGCCAGAGACUCCUCCAAGGCAAGGGGCGGGGCUGGCGCUCGCCCUUGGCUAGUGGUGCUGUCCCCUCUGCAGCCAGCGGGCAGCCAGGAGGACCUGUGGCUGUUGCGGGGCAGACAGCCCCACACCAGGAGCCAGAUCCAGUGGUCGGAUGAGGGGGAUGAGGACCUGGACCUGGACCUGGACCUGGAGCUGGACUGGACCUUGGACUAUCCCCUCUCAUCUCCGGAGCUCUCCCAGGAACUGCUGACGUCGGCAGUGACGCAGGGGCGGGCCCCCAGCAGGGCUGCAGUGAGUAGAGUAGAGAGGGAAGCGAUGCCUUCAGUGGUCACCACGGCCCUCCACGCCACCACCACCAUCCAGAAAUAUGAGUCCUUGGCCAAGAGACGCAUCCGGGAGACCACUGCCAGGACAGAGACCUUUUUACGCCGCCACCAGCACCGCCUCGGGCACUCGCUCUGGGAACUGCGCUACGGGCACCUGCCCAGGUUCCUGCGUUUCUUUGUCAUCCAGAACUGGUUCAAAAAGCUCUUCCCCAUCUUCACCCUGGAGGCGUACCCCGAGGUGGGCACGGUGGACGGCCUGGCCUCGCGGCUCAUGGACCUCCUGAAGGAGGCCUCCUGGGAGGACCGUGUGCACAUCCUGCGGGCGCUGCUGAGGCUGCUGCCUGAGAUAAGCAAAACCCUCUACAAGAAGCUGCAGGAGACCCUCAAGUACCUGCUCAACCUGGACGAGCCCCCCAACCUCCAGGAAAAGACCCAGAGGCAGUUCGUGAUGCUGGCUCUGCAGCUGCAGCUGGCCUGCUCCCUGGAAUCCCGUGAGGUGGUGCUGGAGCUCAUGUCCUACCUCCUCUACUCGCCGGCCUCCUGCAGGCCUGAGCUCAAGAAGCUGCUGGAAGGGCUGGGCCUCCAGGACCCGGAGGGCUUCCUGUUCAGGGAGAUGAUGACCUGGGUGCAGGACAUGGACCUGCACUGCAAGGCCGUGCUGCGCCGCUGCUGUUCCCAGAAGCUGGAGGAGAUGACCCACCUCCUGCAGGUGGGAGGGGGACGGGACCUGCCAGUGGAACCUCUUGCCUUGCCCAGGGCUUUCCCCAGGUGCAGGGAGAGCAGGGGAGGCUGGGAGGCCUUGCCUUGCUCUAGAUCAGCGGUUCUCAACCUGUGGGUCGUGACCCCUUUGGGGGUUGAACGACCCUUUCACAGGGGUCGCCUAAGACCAUCGGAAAACACGUACAUAAUCACAUAUUGUUUUUGUGAUGCUGUAUUAAAGGGUCGCGGCGUUAGGAAGGUGGAGAACCGCUGCUCUAGAUCCACGGCACCUGUCCUCCUAGUCCCGCCUCUCUCGGGAUCUUCCUGCUUCUUCCUGGGAGGGAGUCUGCAGCGGGGUCCAGCUGGGGUCCAGGAGCAGCACCCCGAUUCGGCCUCCUGCCCCCACCCCCUCCCCUCUCCCCCGCAGGUAGAAGCCUUGCAGCCGUCAGUUGCCAGGUUGUCAGAGGUGCUGCCCAAGGUCUCUGAGACUGUGCUGUCGCCCAUCUCCUCGGGGCCCUCGGUGCACUCCACGCUCUCCACCGUCUCCUGGACACCCUUGCAGCCGGGCUUGCCCAGAGACCUGGAUCCCCAGGUCCAGCAGCUGGUCUCGCACUUCCCCGUCUACCACAGCCACCGCACGCUCUCCGAGAGCCUGAUGCCCUUCUCCUCCGUGCCCGACAUCCACGUGCGCUCCUCGGCGCCCGAUGCGAUGCCUGACCACCCACUGCCGCUGGAGCAGACAGACUGGUCGCGGUCAAAGAUGCUGGACCUGGGGCCGAUUGACGCACUCAACUUCUUCUGCAAGCAGCGGAGGAGCUGCCUGCAGGAGGUGGCCGGGGACCAGAGGCUGCACGCGCUGCCGCCCAACGCCGUGGUGCCACAGCCCCGCGAUCACCUGCUUGACCCCAUUCUCAGGCUCCAGGAGAUCAAGCUCCAGGGAUCUGCAAUGAGACUGAGGGGCCAGAUGCUGGCCCGGCACGGUGAGGGCCGGACCCUCGAUGGCUCCAUCCGGACGCUGAAGCUGCCGCUGCCUCGGGUGGAGCUGCGGCCUUUCCCCGUGGACUGGCCCAGGCCUGCCCGCCCGCUGCCGCCCCUGCUCCUGCAGCCAGCCCUGCAGCGCUACUUCCUGCCGGACCUUGCAGACCCGGACUUCUACCGCUGACCCGCUGGCGACCUCGGCCAGACCCUGGUCCCAGCCCCACCUGCCCUCCAGCAGGGGUUCAGGACACAGCUCUCCACCCGCUGUCCACCCCUGGCCAAGACUGGGGACUGGAAUAAAGUCCAGCCAGCAAA
This is a messenger RNA of Myotis daubentonii (Daubenton's bat), 5893 nucleotides long. RefSeq names its product WD repeat domain 97 (gene WDR97). Lineage: Eukaryota; Metazoa; Chordata; Mammalia; Chiroptera; Vespertilionidae. The transcript is spliced from 22 exons. Gene Ontology annotation, molecular function: protein binding. The coding region runs from base 3 to 5762 and encodes 1919 amino acids. The record is from RefSeq and is a predicted model, not a curated record.